ACUCUCGUCAUGUCCAUGCACCGGGACGGGGAUAUAUAGCCCCCCCUCCAGCACCAGCAUCCUCUCCCGCCAGCCAGCAGCAAUGAAUCCUACCACUCUACUGCUACUUGCGGCACCAGCCCUGGGCUGGGUCGUCCCGGACGACGCCAUGGCUCAGCGCAUCUCACUCUCCUUCCAGUCCCCGGCUCAGCUCGAUAUCCAGCAGAUUUUUAACGCUUUCACGGAGCGCCUCGAGAGCAGGCUUGACGAGCUUGAGGGCACGACGCUGCUUACUGCCUUCGCAAGGAAGGAUUCGGACGACGUUAAGGUGUUGGAUAAGCAGAGUGGAGAGCGGGAUGAUGUCGGCGUGAUCGAUCAGGUUUACGAAAAGUAUCUGGAUCAGAAGGAUGAAGCGUGGGAGGUAGGUGAUGAUCUGGAGUAUCGCGGUGUCGAGGAGUGGGUGAAGUAUUUUGGAAUGGAUACGGAGGAUGGAGAGAUGCUGGAGGUGGAGCACCAUAAGAAGAAGGACCACGAUCAUGAAGGCAAGCAUCACGGUGGGAAGGACCACGAUCACGACGGCAAGCACCAUGGUAGGAAGGACCACGACCACGACGGCAAGCAUCACGGUGGAAAGGACCAUGAUCACGAUGGCAAGCAUCACGGUGGAAAGGACCAUGAUCAUGAAGGCAAAAACCACCACGGUGACGACCAUAAAGGCAAACACGGCGACGACCACAAGGGCAAGCACGGCGACGACCACAAAGGCAAACACGGCCACGACGGGGACCACGAGCACUCACCCCACGACGAAGACCCGCCCUACUCGGGGCCACCCAAGCACCGUCCCCACAUGCCUCCGCGAGACCACACCGGGCCACACACUAACAGCACACUGUGGGACCUAAUCUCGAGCUCCAAGCACACGACGCGGUUCGCGUCACUGCUGAAGAAAGACUCGUCUUUGCAGUCUUUGCUCUCCUCGAAAUCCAGCAACAUCACCGUCUUCGCACCGAGCAACCACGCCAUCUCCACACUCGAAAAGCACCUCAAGAAGGGCCACGGGGACAAGGACGUUCCACCAGACGUCCUCCACCGCGUGCUAUCGUACCAUAUCGCGAAUGGCACGCAUCGCUCGCAGGAUCUGCGCUACCAUAACACACUCAUCACUCGCCUCCCAGAUGCGGACCUGGGUGAGGGCAUGGACCAGCGCGUCAGGAUCGGGCUGAACCAUAAAGGCCCGUCGCUGAACUUUUACAGCCAGUUCACCAUGUUCGACAUCUUCGCACAGAACGGCGUCGUGCACGGCAUCGACGCGGUACUCCUUCCGCCGCCGGACAUCAGCACUCUGAUCUCCUUGUUGCCGACGGCCUUCAGCACGAGCGAAGCGGCUUUGUCGCGAACCGGUCUACUCGACACACUCCCCAAGCUCUCCGGCUCAGGGCUGACCGUGUUCCUCCCGUCAAACUGCGCAUGGUCCAAGUUGGGCUACAAGCUGAACGGCUUCCUGUUCUCGCGGUGCGGCGAGAAGUAUCUGCGCGCGAUAAUGAAGUACCACAUCGUCGUGGGCCGCACGCUCUACUCUGACGCGCUGGAUGUCCCACAGAAUCAGAGGGCAAGUAAUGAACUCGAUGAUCCCGCCGGUCUGUUGCAUGGCUAUGUUCAUGUAGACCUCCCGACGCUGCUAAAGGAUAGACACCUGAGUGUCGAUAUUACGAGACUGGAGAGGUUCCUGAGUUUUAGGGUUAAUGGGUUGAACUCGAUUGUCGUAUCCGAUGGCCUCGCGAAAUCCGGCGUCAUCCAGGUGCCGGACCACGUCUUGAUCCCGCCGCAUAGUCUUGGUGAGCACCGGGAUCCGCCGGAGGAGGUGGAGGCGGAGGAAGAUGAAGAGGAGGAGGACGAGGAGGCGGAGGAGGGAACGUACUCGAUCUCGCAACUGAAGAGGAUCCUGGCGCCGUACGUCGAGAAUGAGCAGGAGCAGGAGUGGGAGCAGGAGCAGGAGCAGCAGCAAGAGAGCAGCAAGAUGCUGUGGGGCGCGGAGCGGGAGUGGGAGGGCUUGUAAGCUUGUGGGCUUGUGGGCUUGUGGGCUUGUGGGCUUGUGGGCUUGUGGGCUUGUG
Messenger RNA from Tricharina praecox, 2093 nucleotides. Its product is annotated as FAS1 domain-containing protein. The record is from RefSeq and is a predicted model, not a curated record. The coding region runs from base 83 to 2038 and encodes 651 amino acids. NCBI's taxonomy places the organism in Eukaryota, Fungi, Ascomycota, Pezizomycetes, Pezizales, Pyronemataceae. The transcript is spliced from 4 exons. Gene Ontology annotation, biological process: macroautophagy. Gene Ontology annotation, cellular component: fungal-type vacuole membrane.